This is a messenger RNA of Stegodyphus dumicola, 1514 nucleotides long. Its product is annotated as peptide methionine sulfoxide reductase-like. NCBI's taxonomy places the organism in Eukaryota, Metazoa, Arthropoda, Arachnida, Araneae, Eresidae. Gene Ontology annotation, molecular function: peptide-methionine (S)-S-oxide reductase activity. The record is from RefSeq and is a predicted model, not a curated record.
AUAGAUGACAAACACCGAAAAAGCUUGCUUUGGAUUAGCGUGCUUUUGGACUCCUGAUGCACGGUUCGGAUGCUGCCGCGGUGUCUUUCGUACCCGGGUCGGAUACUGUGGAGGUACUGGACCUGCACCGAAUUAUCCUAGUGUGAAUGAUCACACAGAAGCCAUUGAAGUGGAAUAUGAUAGUUCUGCAAUUUCCUUCGAAGAUCUCCUUCAACUUUUCUGGAUAUUUCAUGAUCCAUGCAGCUGCCAGAAACGCCAGUAUAUGUCAGCAAUAUUUUAUUUAAAUGAUCAACAAAAGAUAUUUGCGGAAAAAAGCAAAGCACUGAAAGAAAAAGAGCUUGGGAAACCAGUUGCAACUCAAAUUCUUCCUUUAAAUAUAUUUCACGAAGCUGAAGACUAUCACCAGAAAUAUUUUCUUCGUACUUACCAUAGAACAUUUUAUAACAGCCUUCCUCUUGAAAAUCCAGUAACAUCAACAAGAGAUGCACGACUUAAUGGAUAUCUCUGCGGAUAUGGAAAUCACCAGGAACUCGAUGCAGAAAAAGAGCUUCUGGGUCUUGAUGAAGAACAACUGAAUUAUGUAAAGCGGCAUAUGACUGGUGAACAAAAGCCUGCAGUAGUGGAACCAUUUCUGCGUACAGUAGUGCAAGUGGCGUAUAAUUAUGUCAAAACAGCUUUCAGCUAGCUCUGUUUGAGCUCAUAAUUUUAUGUGUUUGAAGUAUAAUAAUUUAGAUGCUUGUAUAUAUAGGUCAGCUGGAAAGUUCUGCAAAUUUUUUAUAAUAAAUGCAAAUGAAGCAAUGCAGAAACAUCACAUUUCCAUUGAAUCACAUAAUCACCAUUUUGUUCUAUGACCUUUUGCUAUCUCUGCGGCAGGGAAAAAAUUCUUUUUUUUUUUUUAAACUACAUUGUAUUUAUUCGUAAAAAGGUUAGCACUUUGCUAUUUCACAAUGUUCAAAUAAAUAAAUAAAAAUAAAAAUAAAAAAUAAACUUUUGACCUUUCAGAAAAUUUAGAAGUGACCUGAAGAGAUAGAAAUCCAAGAGAUCAAUGUCUAUUGAACAUGGGGGGGGGGACACACAGCAUCUCAGCUUUUAAUCAGUAACCUUUUUCUGACAUUCAUCGGAAUGCAGAGCUUAGUAUUACCAUGACGGAAGAUAAUACCUUGACAGUUGGUCAGCUCUCGGUACUUUAUUUCAAUUUCUACCUUUAAAACUCUCAUUUGUGAAUAACACUUUUGAAUUUAUUGUCUGAUUUGGUGGCAACAAUUUACAGUAUAAAAUUCCAUUGUAAUCCCAUCAUACAUAAAGGGUUAUUUUGGUUCAUCUUAUGAUCUUUUCUUAUGAUCUAAAAAAAUGUUUUUUUUAAAUAUGUUUUCCCGAGUGGCAACAACAGAAUAUUUUUGAACGGUAAUGUUUGAAGGGUAGUUUUUUUGAAGUGCGCAUAGUAAUUUGUAUUUUCAGUUAUAUCAUCUCAGUGAUAUGUAAGUAAUGCGAUAAUAAAGUUUUAUUAACAUAAA